AGGGUAUUUCUUUCUUCAGAUUCUCUCUCAUCAAUUCGAUAAGAGAGAAGAAAAGUACCCAUUUGCUGGCUCUCACGCUAACCUGAGAUCACACAAAUCCUCUUUUUUUCUUCAGCUCUUUUGUGCCCUCUCACUUAAGCAGGGACCAUGAUUAAGUUGUUUAAAGUAAAAGAAAAGCAGAGAGAACAAGCUGAGAAUGCAAAUGGAAAGCCACCAGUCAAGAAACAAAGUGCAGGAGAGUUGCGUCUUCACAAAGAUAUAAGUGAGCUAAAUCUACCCAAAACAUGUAGCAUAUCAUUUCCCAAUGGAAAAGAUGACCUCAUGAACUUUGAAGUCACCAUUCGGCCUGAUGAAGGAUAUUACAUGGGUGGCACAUUUACGUUCUCUUUCAGCAUUUCUCCAAUGUAUCCUCAUGAAGCCCCAAAGGUUAAGUGCAAGACAAAGGUUUACCACCCUAAUAUUGACUUAGAAGGAAAUGUGUGUCUCAACAUUCUUCGAGAAGACUGGAAACCUGUGCUUAACAUUAACACCAUUAUCUAUGGCUUAUAUCAUCUGUUCACGGAGCCGAAUCACGAGGAUCCCCUCAAUCAUGACGCAGCUGCUGUACUAAGAGACAACCCAAAGUUGUUCGAGUCCAACGUUAGAAGGGCAAUGCAUGGAGGCUAUGUUGGGCAAACGUUCUUUCCUCGCUGCAUGUAACAUCUUUACUGAUUGAAGAAGCUGAUGGUGGAAGUUUGAGAACUCUGUAAAGUUUGGGUGCAAAAUCAUUUCAGGUGGUCUUUCUGCAACAGAAUAUGGGUUCAAAUGUCUUAAAAUAUAUGUAACUCGGACCAGAAAAAAUUCUGUAUGCUAAGUGUAAACUUUGCAAUUUGUUUUUGGACAAGUUUAUUGCGUUAGACCAAUGGUGUAGACCUAUGUUUUGGAUUAACUUGUGUACAAUCUGAAAUUUUUAUUCUAUGGGAGAUUCGAGCAUGAUAAUUGUCUUAUUA
Molecule: messenger RNA, 989 nt
Organism: Nicotiana attenuata
Lineage: Eukaryota; Viridiplantae; Streptophyta; Magnoliopsida; Solanales; Solanaceae
Product: NEDD8-conjugating enzyme Ubc12
Exons: 6
Coding region: 148-699 (183 amino acids)
Biological process (GO): protein neddylation
Cellular component (GO): nucleus
Molecular function (GO): NEDD8 transferase activity
Source: RefSeq, a predicted model, not a curated record